Copidosoma floridanum is the source of this 2366-nucleotide messenger RNA. Its product is annotated as regulator of chromosome condensation. Gene Ontology annotation, cellular component: cytoplasm. Lineage: Eukaryota; Metazoa; Arthropoda; Insecta; Hymenoptera; Encyrtidae. The record is from RefSeq and is a predicted model, not a curated record. Gene Ontology annotation, molecular function: guanyl-nucleotide exchange factor activity.
UCCAAAGUAUACCAUUGUACAGCUGUGCCUUGCAAGCAAAGCAUUGUUUGAGACAUAUAUAUCCGUUGAGCCGUUCCGACUGUUUUGGCGGUAAGCCUCUCGAGAGAGUGCCUUUCAUCGUUCAUCGCAGUGCAAACGCAAACUCUGUCGUUGUCAAAAAAAAGAAUAAUGCCGUCGAAAAAAAAAGUGACCAAUACCUCUAACAAGCGCAAAUCUCCGGAUUCGCAAACCAACGUAGCCAUGCCUGUGAAAAAGGCUAAAACCUCCGGAAAGAAGCCUGAAGUAUCCCAAAAUAAUGGGCCACUGAAGAUAAAAGUGACCAACAAGCGCAAAUCUCCAGAUUCGCAAGACAACGUGGCCAUGCCUGUGAAACGGGCUAAAACCUCAAGAAAGAAGCCUGAGGCAUUCCAGAAUGAUGAUCCUAAAGUUAAAGAGCUUCUCCGUCAAGUGACCACAAGUGGUAUUAUUCUUACCUGCGGUCAAGGAGACACAGGCCAACUUGGCUUGGGUGACGAUAUCCUAGAAAAAACACGGUUUGCUCAAGUACCAAACCUUCUGAACAUUGUUGCCAUAGCAGGGAGCGGCAUGCACAAUGUGUGCCUCACGGAUGAGGGAAAAGUAAUCACUUUCGGGUGUAACGAUGAGGGAGCCCUUGGUAGAGAUACAAACGAGGGCGGUGAAGCUACUCCUGGACUCGUGGAUUUACCUGGACGGGCGAUUCAGGUGACGGCAGGAGACUCGCACAGUGCCGCGUUAAUGGAGGACGGAAGAGUUUUCGUUUGGGGAUCCUUUCGUGAUUCACAUGGAACACUUGGACUAUUGACUAAAAAUAAAGAAAGUGCUCCAGUACAAAUUUUAUCCAAUAAAAAGUUCAUUAAAAUUGCUUCUGGAUCCGACCACUUGGUUUUACUGGAUAAUACCAGAAAAGUUUUUACCUGUGGUUGUGCUGAACAGGGCCAACUUGGACGGUUACCUGAACGAAAAACAGAUAGACACAGUGGUCGAGGUGGUAACAAAUUGCUGACACCUGAUCAAGUUUAUUUCAAAAUAAAUAAAAAAGUAGAAAUUGAAAACAUAUGGGCCGGUAGCUAUGCUACCUUUGCCAAGAACGCGAAUACGGAUGAUCUGUAUGUAUUUGGCCUAAAUAACUAUGGUCAAAUUGGUCUCAAAAAUUGCGACAAGUCCUUCCACCCUAAAGUGUCAGAUACGUUUAGUGGACGUAAAUGGGUUCAAAUAAGCUCGGGACAGCAUCACACUAUUGCUUUAGACGAUAAAGGGCAAGUGUACAUUUUGGGAAGGAAAGAGUAUGGAAGACUAGGUCUUGGCAUUAUGAGUGAAGAUGCCACAGAACUUGUACUCGUACCCAAACUAAGUAAUACCAAAUGCAUAGAUGUUGCAGCUGGUACUGCUCAGUCUUUUGCUGUAACAGAAAACGGAAAACUAUACGCCUGGGGAAUGGGCUCCGAAGGCCAGCUUGGUACUGGAGAAGAAGACGAUAUUUUAGAACCCAGAUUAAUUGAAUCCAAAUAUGUGAAAGAAGUUGAGGUUCUUCGAGUUUCUGGCGGAGGACAGCAUACUAUUAUUCUUGCAAAGAAAAGCAUCGAAUAAUUAUUUGUAUAUUUCAAAACUAGGAUCAAGACAUACAUUUUAGUUAGUUUUUUCUUUCAAUGAAUUCUAGAUUACUUAAAUACUUAUUUAUUACGGAAAUACGUAAUUGGUGGUAUCAAAACCAAAUGUCAAUUUCAACAUCUGAGUGUGUUGUUGCUUUGAUACACACUGGUGUGAUUAUUAUUUUUAAAAAAUUUAGUGACAUGGAAAUUUAUAGUGAAUAAUCAUAUUUAUCGUAACAAUAAUGUGAAGAGAUAAAGUUACUACUGAUUCGAGGCGUACGAUUCUUACAUAUUAUUUAUGGUCAUCUACGGACUUGUGUAUCAACUACUGCAUGCCCAAACCUUUGAAUAAGUUGUCUGCACGAUUAGUACGAUGAUAGUAUACAAAUGUAAUUAAUUGUAUAAAUGUAUAAAGAUUUUAAUGAACUUGUUACAAUAUUUUGAAUUGUAAGAUUUUUACAACAGUUAUCAUUUUGUUUGUUACUAGCAACAUCGUAUCUUAAGUGCAGGAGCUAGAUAUUAUCUGACUAUUUUGUCGGUAUCUUUUUUUGAUGUAUAUAUGCGAUUAUUUGUGCCCUUACAUAAAUGAAUGAAAAUUUGUACUUUGGUUAAAGUACGGUAUUAUAUUUUUAGCAUUUUGUGACUCUUUGAAGGAUGUUGAGACAUUAAUGUGAAACUGUGCCUUGCGAUGUGAAAAUAUCCAUCUCUUGUAAAAUAGUGUUUUUAAUAAAAAAUUUUUGUAUUUAGUACUAUGAA